Penicillium mononematosum is the source of this 789-nucleotide messenger RNA. RefSeq names its product DUF5315 domain-containing protein. The record is from RefSeq and is a predicted model, not a curated record. The transcript has a single exon. NCBI's taxonomy places the organism in Eukaryota, Fungi, Ascomycota, Eurotiomycetes, Eurotiales, Aspergillaceae. The coding region runs from base 1 to 789 and encodes 262 amino acids.
AUGGAUUUGUCAAGAAAGCCCACAAAUUCUCAGCGCCUGCCUCCUCCAGCACUAUUUCAGGGCCCACCAUCACACAAUGCCUCUAAUAUCUCCUUACCCGUACCACCUGCAGCCUCAACGCUAGCCACUGCCUCCGGCAGCCAACCUCCACCCCUGCAUCGGAACCGGUCACCUCGCGGAGCCGAAGGGGAAACUCCGGAAAAGUCCAGCCUACUAUCACCAUUUGUAUCGCGCCGUCCCUCCAAAAAUGAUGUAGAUGGAUCCGAUGCCAUCUGGCAGGAGAUGCAGAGCGCCCUGUCAGAAGUGGAACUUAGCGCUGUGACGAGCGAGAAUGUCUUCGGUGCGAAGCACUCUGAAGCAUUGGAAGAUCUACGCAUGAAACAGUUGAAGCUCGCUCAAGCCUGGGCGCGCAGUGAGGCAGACGAUGAAGUUGUGGAUCCCGGCCACAGCGGUGCUGAUGAAGCCAGUGGAAAAGCCAGUUCGGCACGGCGAGGUGCUGAAGAGUCGAAAUCCCAGUAUGAUACAGCGACCGAAAUCAGCGCAGGCCGCGGUUCGGUAUCGCACCGCACGUUGGACGGCGAGACGGAGAAAGACAUUCAUCUUGCGCGAAAGCGCCGCGAGGCUAAUGACCGGUACUUUGAUCGGGUCAAUCAGGGCGUUUUGGAUGUUGUCGCUAAACUAGAGGAGGUGGCUCAGGCUAUGCGCGCCGUCGAGCGGGAAAGCAAGGACAUUUGGAGUGAUACCGAGAGUGUCACGACAACUGCGCCGUCAUCAACUCACACGAGUUGA